Eimeria maxima is the source of this 3099-nucleotide messenger RNA. RefSeq lists its product as hypothetical. The transcript is spliced from 4 exons. Bases 1 to 3099 code for a protein of 1032 amino acids. Lineage: Eukaryota; Apicomplexa; Conoidasida; Eucoccidiorida; Eimeriidae. The record is from RefSeq and is a predicted model, not a curated record.
AUGGCUACGCUGCAUUUAGUAGUUGUAGGGCUUUCCACUCUAUACAUGUCCUUCCAGUUGCUGGCCCAUAUCGUACCAUGCCUUUCCUUGUCGAUCGUGCAAUCCAACAUCGAUACUGGCAGGGCUAGCCUCGCAAGGCCCAAGAAUGACUUCUCAGUUCGCGAACUCGAGAAAUUAAUGACACCUGAUGGCCUCCCAGCUUUAGAACGCCUCUCGUCAUUUUCCCUCCCUAGCGGGAAGUUGCUGCUGUUGCUAAAUAACUGUAGCACAGCAGACGAACAUGACGCAGCGCUACCUCCCUUUGACGAGCAGAUAUUCUUCGGAUGCGAUGUAAACUUGCAGCAAAUCGACUCGUCGAAUAACUGGCAAAGAUAUGAAAUGCAGCUAAUAGGUUCCACCGACCUCCCAGAAGUACGAGGAGUGGGCUUCUGGGCAGAGGAAGCGAACGGGGAAAUCGACAAAGUGGUGCUUCUUGUUUGGACCGCCAGCUGCAAGACUCAGCAGGAGACUUGUAGGUGUAACAAGGAGGAUGGAUGCAAUAUAUCCUUUGGCAAUAACAGCCAGGCCUCGUGCCUCUCGGCUAUUUAUGGAGGCAAAGUGGCGCCCCAGGGAGCUCGCCUCUGUCAAGGUACAAGCAACACCGAGACCAACGGCGAAUGUUACUACUAUAGCUUAGAAGCCAAGAAUGGCUGGGGAUGUGGUUCUGCUUCUAAAGAACCUGUAAAGAGUGGUAGAUCCUCUGGGUCAAAGGUAACUCCAAGGAACGUCAAUAGCUGGGAGACUACUAGACAAGACAUCUGGAAUCGCCAUGGGGUUCGUCUAGGGUCUGCUAUUGGGGUGCGCUAUGGCACCCUCUUCUUCGCCGAAUUCAAUGGAUAUGGGGAGUUGCAAUAUGUUAGAAGUAUUGCGCAUAAUGUCAUCAUUCCAUAUGGACAGGAACAACGCAAAAUCAUUGCCAGCGGUGAAGCCAGUGGAGCGGAUGGGCUCGUAGAGAAGCAAUACGCUGUUACCUUCGUAAGGGAAAUGUGGAAAUGGAAAACCGGAAGUGUCAUCGUUUCUCCAAAAUGUGAAACGAUUCUUCUAAAUAGCACCGCUAUGCUGGAGGAUUCACAGAUACAAGGAAACGAGUGUGACAGUUGCCUUUACACAUCUGUAUCUGUGCAUCCCGUAACUGGGCAGUGGGCAUCAAUGUGUAUCAGCACAAAACUUCCUAAGAUGGGAAUAUCCAUCAAUGGCUUCCUCGUGGUAGACAGCAACAGCCGUUACCAAUCGGAAACCAAGGGAACCGUCCCACUGGAUGAAUCACUUUCAUACUACAAGGAUGUCGGAGGCAGGCUGCUCCCUACAGAGGGCGGGAGGUGGGUGUUAAUUUGGCGCCAAGAAUCCUGGAAGGUAUCAGAUGUGGAGGGACUAAAUACGACGAGCGCAACUAUAAAGGCAGCUGUGUGGGAGGGAGUCAACGAAACCCUUGAAACUCCAGUUUCCCUGUUCGGUCCUCUACAGGAGCACAGGCUUAUGAACCUAGACGCUGUUUCUCUCUCCCUGCAAAGCGCACUGGUUACCGUAGCGGAUUAUGUGAAUGAAGAAGCAAAUGCCGGUGUUGUUGACUUAUCAAGACUCAGCACAAUAGGGCCCGGUGCUGUGGUGACAGUUGCUGGUGUGCAAGGUGGUGCUUUGUUUGGGCUUAUAUAUGGGCAUCCCUUGCUACGCCUAUCGGAAUCCACUGCAUUGUGGCUGGGUGACGUUAAAGAAAAUACCUCACCUUCUGUUGGUCCAUCGACUCUGCUACCGGACUGGGAGCCUUUCAGCACUUCAAGGGCAGUCAUUAUAUCCAUAAAUCAGGAUGAAGAAGCCUGCCAAGGACAGUGGGAGGCUACCACCUCAACCUGCCCCUCCUCUUGCCUGCAGGAGCAAGGCUUUAGAGAAAGAAAUACCAGCGGUAACUGCCCUUGGGAGCCUCAUGCAUUCCGAAUAGUUCACUGUGAAGGAGGAGACUGCCCAGACUGGAGAGAGGGGGCACUUGUUUUUGCAGGCAAUAAAGCAGCCGAAGCAAACGAACUCUUGGAUAAAGACUUGUCAAGCAUGGUAACGAUGGGACCACAAAUGGACUCCAUUGAACUCCGUUUAGCGGACCCCAUCGACCUCGAGGCUGUGGAGGUAUACGUCCACCGUGCGAAUGUGUCGCUAGUGCUAAGCAUCCAAGAUGUAGAGGAGAACUGCCUGUAUCGUAUCACAAGCGCGUUUAGCGCUCCGCCUCUUGAAAUGGGUGUUGCAGCCUAUCCUUGGGUCACUAGAUAUCUCUCUUUGAAAAGGGUCAGCACACUGCUACUGCAGGCUGCACCUCUCACAUCUUCAGAAGAAGGAAAGUGGGCUGUAGAUAUUCUUGAAAUACGCCUACAGUCAACGCCUUCAUUGCCAUGCGCAGCAGGUGGUUUCUCUGACAUGGAUAAGGGCUGCGAAGUCCCGCUAGAAACUCCUUCGUCCCUGGACAGCUUAGAUUGUGAGGGCGACUGGGAAGAUUGGUCAAUUUGCGACACCAGUUGCACUAGGACACGACGGUUUAGAGUUACCGCUCUUCCAAAGGAAGGAGGUAUACCCUGCGUUACCCAUGAAGUAGAACCGUGCACAGGUGGUGGACUCUGUUCUAUUUCUGGUUCGGCAAAGAAUAUACUAAGGGGUUCUCUGCGCCAGCAGAAGGACUCUGAGAGCUCAACACCAGGCAGCAGCACAAACUGUGCAUCAACGUUAUCAUCGAAGUCGCAGUGUGUUUCCUGUCUAACCACAUACUUGGUGGAAUUCAUUCAAGGAGGCCUGUUGGGUGGUAAAACUGCUGGCUGCGUUGAUUACACUGCUGCACCUCCAUCAACUAUUUCUUCAUCUACAAUGCAUGGUGUUAACAGCUAUUCUGGAUCGGCAACGUAUGGGAAUAGAACCGUACCAACGAGGAAUUCAGUGGUGAGUAAACGGAACAGUGCUUUAUCACAGAAAUUUGGAAAUGGCAUUCAAGCAUUCAGGCAAUCACUGCUGGGUGGAAAUCUUCUCCGCAACGCGAGUGAGGACGAAUCAGACUGCCUCGGUGACAGCGAUACCGGCGCCUGA